Molecule: messenger RNA, 497 nt
Organism: Symbiodinium necroappetens
Lineage: Eukaryota; Dinophyceae; Suessiales; Symbiodiniaceae
Source: the annotation of a GenBank genome assembly
AUGGUGAGGUAUGACCUACCUCCCAGCCUUGCGAAGAAACUGCGGCCAGCAUUUCCUCCCAAGCUAUGUCCCAUGUGCAAAGGAGGAGGUGGAUCUGGACCCACUUUGUUUCUCACAGAGCGCACUGAUGGUCUUGGGUCUCGCGCGCAGCAGCUGCUUCACACGCUGGCCUUGGCUUCCUUCCUCCACAUUGAUUUCGGCGGCGUGGUGCCGUCGAAGGAUGAGACACCUCAUGGUGUCAACACGGCACGUGCACUUAGCAAACUGCUGGGGUUCGAUGUUUCCAAGCUGAAAGUUGGUGCGGACGACGAGUUUGACAUCUGCUUUUACAGCUUUCCGGAUUUCUUGGCCGAGACUUUGCAGCACCACUGCCUGCAGUGGCCACUGCAUUCCAGCAUGAUGGUGGCGGCGUAUGACGUACUGCAUGCGCUUCCGGUCUCGAAUUGGGAACCGGGCUUCUUGGCUGAGCUCCGACAGCAGACGGCCUUGCGCAACUG